Pyricularia grisea is the source of this 552-nucleotide messenger RNA. RefSeq lists its product as uncharacterized. Bases 4 to 306 code for a protein of 100 amino acids. The record is from RefSeq and is a predicted model, not a curated record. Lineage: Eukaryota; Fungi; Ascomycota; Sordariomycetes; Magnaporthales; Pyriculariaceae. The transcript has 3 exons.
CCGAUGUCUUUACGAACGAGAUGUCAAAUCUUCUCCUUUUCAGAGAAGAUGAUAUCUUCUAGCGAUAAUCACGAAUCCAAAUUCGCAGAUGCAUCCGCAAUUCUGCUUUUUUACCCCAGACCUCGUUGCCCUGAUCUGCCCACCACCUAUGCACCUAGGCACAUAGCUUACUCCGGGAAUCCUGGUUUUGGUCUUGACCGAAAGGACUACCUUGGUUAUCUAAUAUUACUUGGCGGUGCAUUGAUCUGGUGGGUCUCGGCCCUGACAAUGUGCCAAAAACAGCAACUUACCAAACACGGUUCGUAAUCCUACUAUGGUACAGCUUGUGGCGACCAAGAAGUAGAGCCUCAGUCGAGAUGUCAAGUAGAAUGAGAACAGGUCUUUGCAGAGUCUGGCAGACGUGUGCCGCGACUUAGCAUGAGAUUUUCCGAACCAACGAGGGUAGAACAGUCCCAACUCUAUCUUAGGUUAAUGGUAUAUCGAAUACACCUUCAAGGCCUUCAACAUUGACAGCCUCAGCUGAUAGACCAGACGGAUAUUUUCCAGCUGCCA